Messenger RNA from Thalassophryne amazonica, 3399 nucleotides. RefSeq names its product centrosomal protein of 120 kDa. Gene Ontology annotation, biological process: positive regulation of centriole elongation; centrosome cycle; interkinetic nuclear migration. The transcript is spliced from 20 exons. Bases 99 to 3035 code for a protein of 978 amino acids. The record is from RefSeq and is a predicted model, not a curated record. Gene Ontology annotation, cellular component: centrosome; centriole. Lineage: Eukaryota; Metazoa; Chordata; Actinopteri; Batrachoidiformes; Batrachoididae.
CCGUGUUUUAUGUUUUAUUUGUGGCACAAUGAGGAGGCUUUUACUGAGGGCGUCAGCGCUUUAAACGUUUGCUCCUGAAACUGUUUAAAAAAGUCGAUAUGGCGCCGAAGACAGAAGAGCUUCUUCUUGUUGUUUUCAUCCUGGAAGGUCGUCACUUCCCAAAGACGCCUCGGCUCAGUCUGGUGGUCCAGGCCAGCUUUCAUGGUGAGCGGCUGGCUACAGACCCUGUGGAGCACAUCGAGCAGCCUCAGUUCUGUACCGAGCUGGCCUGGGAGCUGGACCGUCGGAUGCUGCAACAGCACAGACUACAGAGGACUCCCAUCAAGCUCCAGUGUUUCACUGUGGACUCCGUCAGCACAGCAAGCGAGUGUGUCGGCUACAUUGUCCUGGACCUCCGGUCUGUGCAGGAGGUCAAACAGGAGCCGCGCUGGUAUCCGUUGCUCAGCAGUAAAUACACCAAACGGCGACCAGCCCUCCUGCUGAGCAUGUUGCUGGAGAGUGACUCAAUGACUGAAUGCUCUCCUGAAAGGUUGAAAGCCAAGAAGGCCCUGCACCCAAAAGGUUCUCUGGCUGUAACUGAACAUGUGCCGGAGAGACUCGAGGCCAUGCUGAUCCCAGAUCACGGUUAUUAUCAGGUCGGACCUGCGGCACACUGCACUUCAAUGUUCAUCCUCUCAGUCACUGUGGCCUUUGCGUCCAACCUCCAGCAGCUGAUUUCCAGCUCAAGAAAACUGUCCACAGAGACCUCAGAGUUCUACUUCUACUUCUCUUUGCUUGGGAAGGACAUCACCAGCAAACCUUUUCACAAUCUGCUGAGCCCUGAGUUUGAGCCAGAGCGCAUCUCAGUGCGCAUUCGCAGCAGCAAACAGAUCCUCCAGACGUUCCUGGCUCAGCAGCCGAAUUUACAAAUUGAGCUGUGCUGUGGGAAACGCUCUCUCGGCAGCACGGAGGUUUCUCUGUCAGCGCUGUCUGACCUGACUGUGGAUCUGGACAGCAAGGCUGCGACAGUGGAGGGGACGUUAGUGCUCCAACCUCCAAAACGCAGCCAGCAGACGCUGCGGACUCUGCCUGCCAACCUGCAGCCUACAGUGGGAGUGUCUGUUAUCCUCAGGCCUGAGGAGGUGACACUGCAGUUUCCCAGAAAUAAAGGGAGUGGGGCUGAAACACAGUUUGUCCCUCAUCCGUCUGCCGCACCCACAGCACCACCUGCAGAUCAGAGACCUCAGACACUGUCUCCUGUCCAAAGACCUGGUUCUCCUCCUAACUGUCAUACAGAGAGUGAAGCAGAGAGUCUGCAGGAUGAGCGUCCACACAGCAAAGAGCAGCCUGGAGCGGCAACGGCUUCAGAGGAACGGCAGCAGAGUCAGACCGCUGCAGCAGCAGAUGUUUCCUCUGUCAGUGUCUCUGCUCCCAAAGUGUCCGUCCCGUCCUCCGCCCAUCACUACUGCUUCUCUCUGGACCUGUGCAGUCUGGGACAGCUCAGCCUGGCUCAUCCCAUCAACGCUGUGCUCAGGUAUUCAUUCGGCUUCUUUGGCGACGGGGCUCCGAUAAUGACGGGGCCUCCUGUGGAGCUGCAGAGGAACACCGAAGUCUCGCUGUCUCAGUCCUACCGCACCUUCAACUUCACCACUUUACCGAAGCAGCUGGAGGACACCUUCCUCAGAGUGCCCCUGGUGGUGGAGGUUUGGCACAGAGACUCGAACAGCAGAGACCAGCUGAUCGGAACCGCCACCAUCCAGCUGAGUCGCGUCCUGCGAGCUGAUAAGAGCAGAUUCAUGAGAUUGUCAGGAGAGCAGAGUUGGAGACAAACACACCAGGACACGGUCGCUGUCCUGCACACCAACCGUCCUGCCGAGAAGGUGGCAGAGUUGUGUUAUGUGCUGAUGCUGGAGGACUUGGGGCUGGUUAAAGACAGGCGUGUCAUCGUGUCCAACUUUUCACAGAACAAGCACCCAGCCAAAACGCAGCUGCCUUCCCAACCUGCUGCUCCCAGCGUGCCCUCUGUCCCGCCCGGCGCCGCACCACCCAGGGACACAUUGGAGUAUCGCACCGCCGUGGAGCUGCAGCUGUGGAAGGAGCAGCAGGAGGAUCUGUUUGAUGAUCAGUUGCAGGAAAAGGAACUGAAACAAAUGGUUGCACUGGCAGAGGAGUGGAAGAUGAGAGACAGAGAGAGAGAUGCUCUACUUCAGAAGAAGGAGAUGGAGCAUAACGUGCGGGAGAAGCAGCUGCAGAAAGCUCUGGCUGAUCUGGAGAAAAGAGAGAAGCAGCUGGCUGAGUUUGAGCUGGAGACUCAGAAGCUGCAAGAGGCGCUUCGGGCCAAAUGUGCCCUCUCCCAGAGGGAGCUGCAGGAGAGUAACAGGAUAAUGAAACUGGAAUGUGACCACCAGGUGGCGAUGGAGAGAGGCAAAACCAGACUGUUGGAGGAGGAGAAAGCCAGGCUGCUGCAGCAGAUCGCGGAUACUGAGAGUCGAUAUAAGCAGCUUGAGAAGGAGUUUCGGCUCUACAGAGAACAGCAGAACGUCAGACCUGAGUUACGACUGCAGUCAGAGAUCAACAUACUGAGCAUGGAGAAGGUGGAGCUGGAGCGGAAGUUGGAGUCGACCACAAAGUCCAAACUACGCUACAAACAGGAGUGGGGGAGAGCCCUGAAAGAGCUCGCCAGGUUCAAACAGCGUGAGGAGGAGAGUGCCAAGCUCCUCCUGAAGAAGCAGGAGGCAGAGAUUGAGGCUAUGAAGCGUCGCUGCCAAGCAGCCGAGGAGAAGCAGGUGGAGCAGCAUGCGAAACAGGAGCUGGACGUCCUCAGGAACCAACUCAACAGGUUGAAACAGCAAGAAGAGAGAACUGUUCCCGACUCCUCUGGGACUGGCUCCGCCCCCAGCCCAAUUCCUAAUGAGAGUGCAGAGGAGCAGCUGACUCGGUUAAUUGAGGAGAGAGACACACUGUUGAGGACCGGAGUUUACACCCACCAAGACCAGAUCAUCACUGAGCUGAACAGACAGAUACGGGAGUCCAUGAGCAGGAAAGAAAAACGCUGAGCAGGAGAGGUUAGCUCUGUACGCGGGAGUGAGAAACAGAGGUUAGCUCUGAACGCGGGAGUGAGAAACAGAGGUUAGCUGUGAACGUGUUAGUGAGAAACAGGUAAGCUGUGGACAUGGGAGUGAGAAAUAGGUUAGUUGUGAACGUGAGAGAAACGGGUUAGCUGUGAAUGUGUUAGUGAGAAACAGGUUAGCUGUGGACAUGGGAGUGAGAAACAGAGGUUAGCUGUGGACAUGGGAGUGAGAAAUAGGUUAGUUGUGAACGUGAGAGAAACGGGUUAGCUGUGAAUGUGUUAGUGAGAAACAGGUUAGCUGUGAAUGUGUUAGUGAGAAACAGGUUAGCUGUGGACAUGGGAGUGAGAAA